UCUAUUCGAUAAUAACCUAAAGAGUCUUUUUCGUCUUAAAAAAAAAGCGGGUCGUCUGCUAUAUGUACACUGCAGUGCUACACUAAAACACUGGCUGCUAGCUAAGCUAGCGCUAUUUAUGCUAGAUUUGUUGCCUAAGUGUGUAAUAAACAUGCGGUUCAGGGCUAAAGUUGUCGAUGUUGGCUGUAUAGAACAAUUCACAAGAGUUGUAAGCACAAUCUCGAAGAUGACCCAGUUGUGUGUACUACGAUUGACAGCAGAUCAUAUGUACUUUAUUCUAAAUGACAAGGUUGCCAAAGGAGGAAUAUGGUGUGAGCUAGCAGCGAGUAAUUUCUUCGAUGAGUAUAGGAUGGAAGGUCUUUCAGAGGAAUCCAACGAGAUCUAUCUUGAGGUCACUCCAGAGGACAUUGUCAGAGCUAUGAAGACUGCACAGAAUGCCAAAGCUGUCAAAUUAAAACUCACCAAGAAAUUCAGUCCCUGUCUUACAUUCGACAUUGAGCUGCCUUCUAGGACUGGCCAUAGUCGUAACGUCGUUCAUGAUGUCCCUGUGAAUGUUAUCCCAAAGAGUCUCUGGAGUGAGUACACUGAACCAAAAGUACCUGACUUUGAUGUCAGUAUUUGUAUGCCACCUCUAAAAUCUCUUCGGAAUGUUGUGGAAAGAAUGAAGAAUCUUGGAAGUUAUCUGGAACUUUCAGCCAAUCAGAAUGGUGAGAUGAGACUCCGAGUGGAGAGUGAUCAGGUGACAAUAUCUACACAUUUCAAAGAACUAGAAAUCCCAGAAUGGAUUAAUGAAGGGUCCGAGACCCAGAACCAGGGGCGGGGACCAGACCAAAUGGUCGGAGCUAAGGUGGACAUUCGAAGAUUCUUACAAUUUCUUGCUGGGCAGCAGCUUAACCCUCCAAAGAUUAUAUGCAAUAUUGUCAACAAUAGACUCAUUCAUUUCUUCCUUCUACAAGAAGACAUCUCAUUGCAGUAUUCAAUGCCCAUCAUCCAAUAGUGAGUAUCACAAGACAUCCAACUGAAUGUAGGACUAACUUCAAGAUAAAGUUCUCUUCACAUCUCUUUGAGUCUUGCACCCCAGAUCAGAACAGUUCAAACUAAAGGACUAAAGUAUAGCACUUAUGGCUAGGACUUUUGAUCUGAUCCCCGCAAGGUUUGGGGUCUUGCACCUCAUAUCAAAACGGUGAAAACUUAAAGGACCAAAGUAGCACAGAUCAGAAUAGUUGAAAGACUAAAAGUAGCACUUUUGAUUUGUGACUUUUGAUCCCUGCAAGGUUAUUAGGUCUUGCACCCCAGAUCAGAACAGUUGAAAGACCAUAGUUAGAGGAAUCAUUGUCGACCUUCUUGUAUUGUAAUAUCUGUGGAGUAAUGACCAUAGUGACAGAAGUUGAACGUCUUAGUCAACAGAAAGCAGAGAAAAUGAAAAUCUUGAGGCACAUUUUGUCUUUGUCAGGCUCGUGGUAGUAUGUUGAAUAUGGUUUUGAACCUUGGCCAAUUUAUUUGUGCAGCUUGAAUUGUCAACCUCAUGUAGAGUUUAAUGUGGGUUUGCAUCUCGGCAGGCUCGUGAUAGCAUGUUGAAUAUGGUUUCGAACCUUGGCUAACUUAUUUAUAUAGCUUGAAUUGUCAACCUCAUGUAAAGUUUAAUGUGGGUUUUAAUCUCGGCAGGCUCGUGAUAGUAUGUUGAAUAUAUGGGUUCGAACCUUGGUCAAUUUAUUUAUACAGCUUGAAUUGUCAACCUCAUGUAGAGUUUAAUGUGUGUUUGAAUCUCGGCCAACACAUUUAUUUGUACAGCUUGAAAUUCAGCCUAAAUAUGGAGAGUUGAAUGUGUAUUUGAACCCACCAUGUGUAACUGUUUAAAUUUGUCAACAGAGGGGGUAGUUUGAAAUUCUGUUUUAUUUUUAUGUUUGUUACAAUAAACCACUUUCAAUUGA
This is a messenger RNA of Asterias rubens (European starfish), 1931 nucleotides long. Its product is annotated as checkpoint protein HUS1-like. The transcript is spliced from 8 exons. Gene Ontology annotation, biological process: double-strand break repair via homologous recombination; telomere maintenance; nucleotide-excision repair. Lineage: Eukaryota; Metazoa; Echinodermata; Asteroidea; Forcipulatida; Asteriidae. The record is from RefSeq and is a predicted model, not a curated record. Gene Ontology annotation, cellular component: nucleolus; checkpoint clamp complex; site of double-strand break. Bases 119 to 997 code for a protein of 292 amino acids.